This is a messenger RNA of Vitis riparia (riverbank grape), 1432 nucleotides long. RefSeq names its product transcription factor Pur-alpha 1. Bases 277 to 1116 code for a protein of 279 amino acids. Gene Ontology annotation, cellular component: nucleus. NCBI's taxonomy places the organism in Eukaryota, Viridiplantae, Streptophyta, Magnoliopsida, Vitales, Vitaceae. The transcript has 5 exons. Gene Ontology annotation, biological process: regulation of transcription by RNA polymerase II. Gene Ontology annotation, molecular function: RNA polymerase II transcription regulatory region sequence-specific DNA binding; DNA-binding transcription factor activity, RNA polymerase II-specific; purine-rich negative regulatory element binding. The record is from RefSeq and is a predicted model, not a curated record.
AUUCAGUGACAAAGGAGGCGUUAAAAAAGAGCAUGAAUUGAAUAUCAUCAAUAUGGAACUCGGUCAAAUCCCAUCCCUCCUUCUUCUCCUCCUCCUCCUCUUCUCCCAAACCCUAAUUCCCACACCUCACACACCUCAGAUCUGGUGCCCCUCAACUUCAGCGGAUAAUUCAAUGAGAUUGGAAGGGUUUUGAGGGUGUUGGGUAGCGGAGGAGGAGGAGCUGCUGCUGCCGCUGCUGUUGGUAUAUCAGUAUAUCACUAUUGUCGUAACGGUCAGAUGGAAGGGAACUCAGGCGGAAAUGACGUGGAGCUGCUGUGUAAAACGCUACAGGUGGAGCACAAACUAUUCUACUUCGAUCUCAAGGAGAACCCUCGCGGUCGCUAUUUGAAGAUUUCCGAGAAGACUUCCGCCACUAGGUCCACCAUCAUCGUUCCCUUUAGCGGCAUUUCCUGGUUCUUAGAUCUCUUCAAUUACUAUGUUAAUUCCGAUGAACAGGACGUUUUCAGCAAGGAGUUGCAGCUUGACACCAAGGUAUUUUACUUUGACAUCGGCGAGAACAGGAGGGGUCGCUUUUUGAAGGUAUCUGAAGCUUCUGUUAGCAGAAAUAGGAGUACCAUUAUUGUUCCUGCAGGAAGCACUCGAGAUGAAGGGUGGGCAGCAUUCAGGAACAUCUUGGCAGAGAUUAAUGAAGCAUCAAGGCUUUUCAUCUUGCCCAAUCAGCAAAGUUCUGAACCUUCAGAACGGCUUGUUGGGCUUUCAGAUGAUGUGGGUGCUGGCUUCAUAUCAGGCCACAGUACUCAACCGGCCCCAGCAUCUGAGUUGAAUGUGGAGAGGUCAGUUGAAUUGCCUGCACAGGAUGAAAUUGGUAACUUGGGGGUCUCAAAAGUGAUUAGAGCUGAUCAAAAGAGGUUCUUCUUUGAUCUUGGUAGCAACAACAGGGGUCAUUUCCUGCGGAUAUCUGAGGUGGCAGGUUCUGAUCGCUCCUCAAUCAUCCUUCCACUGUCUGGGUUGAAACAGUUUCAUGAAAUGGUGGGUCAUUUUGUGGAGAUCACUAAAGAUCGAAUUGAAGGAAUGACAGGUGCGAAUGUCCGGACAGUGGAUCCCCCUCAAAGAUGAACACUGAGGAGUCAGGGGUAUGGUGAAAGGGACUUGCAAUUCCAAUCAUUCAGGUUGUUCUGGUGCUACAUAUAGGUGUUUGAUUAGGGGUGCAAUUGUGCUCUGUUUGUGUUAUCCUCUUCUCUUCUCUCAUUCAAGUCUGAGAAUAAUCUGAUUUCUGUUUAUGAACCAAGGAAAUUCCAAGGUAUUUGCCAAUCUUAAUUUUGGAUAGGGAAUAACAGAAGAACAGACCAGAAAUCCUGUAAUUGUCAGUAUGGAGUGGCACCUACUUUUACAUUUUCAAUAAUAAAGCAUUCCAAAUGUGUUUUGUAUCUCA